This is a messenger RNA of Scomber japonicus (chub mackerel), 3076 nucleotides long. It is a transcript of the gene xrn2, whose product is annotated as 5'-3' exoribonuclease 2. The record is from RefSeq and is a predicted model, not a curated record. Lineage: Eukaryota; Metazoa; Chordata; Actinopteri; Scombriformes; Scombridae. Gene Ontology annotation, cellular component: nucleus. The transcript has 32 exons. Gene Ontology annotation, molecular function: RNA binding; 5'-3' RNA exonuclease activity. Bases 122 to 3052 code for a protein of 976 amino acids. Gene Ontology annotation, biological process: nuclear-transcribed mRNA catabolic process.
GCAUGUAGCCGCAGCAUUUUGUCUCAUAUAAACAAAAACAACUAUCCUGUUUUAAUUUGAACUAUUUUAACCGCUUCGUACGUGUUCAGUUUUUUUUAAACAAGCUUACCGAUUAACGGAGAUGGGAGUCCCGGCGUUUUUCCGCUGGUUGAGCCGUAAAUACGCUUCAAUCAUUGUUCACUGUGUGGAGGAGAAGGGAAAAGAGUGUAAUGGAGUCCGUAUCCCCGUCGAUACGACCAAACCAAACCCCAACGAGGUGGAGUUCGACAACCUGUACCUGGACAUGAACGGCAUCAUUCACCCCUGUACUCAUCCAGAAGACAAGCCGGCUCCUAAAAAUGAAGACGAGAUGAUGGUCGCCAUCUUUGAGUACAUCGACCGCCUCUUCAACAUCGUGCGGCCGAGGAGAGUUCUCUACAUGGCCAUCGAUGGAGUGGCUCCUCGGGCUAAAAUGAACCAGCAGCGCUCUCGACGUUUCCGAGCCUCCAAAGAAGGAGUCGAGCUGGCGGAGGAGAAGCAUCGCAUGAGGGAGGAGAUCAUCGGGAGAGGAGGUUAUCUUCCACCUGAGGAGAUUAAGGAGAGGUUUGACAGCAACUGUAUCACUCCAGGGACAGAGUUCAUGGACAACUUGGCUCACUGCCUUCGAUAUUACGUUGCAGACAGACUCAGUAACGACCCGGGAUGGAAGAACGUCACCGUUUUCUUGUCCGACGCCAGCGUUCCAGGUGAAGGAGAACACAAGAUUAUGGAUUACAUCCGGAGACAGAGAGCUCAGCCCAACCAUGACCCCAACACGCACCACUGCCUCUGUGGAGCUGAUGCUGAUCUGAUCAUGCUCGGCCUGGCGACGCACGAGCCCAACUUCACCAUCAUCAGAGAGGAGUUCAAACCCAACAAACCUCGACCCUGCGCACUCUGCAGUCAGAUGGGUCACGACAUCAAAGACUGUCAGGGGACGGCCAGAGAGAAGCAGGGAGAGCACGAUGAAUUUGCCGACACGAUUCCAGUUUCUGAGCAGGAGUUCAUAUUCAUCAGACUCUGCGUGCUGCGAGAGUAUCUUGCCAGAGAGCUGACAAUGGCCAGCCUCCCGUUUCCCUUUGACUUUGAGAGGAGCAUCGACGACUGGGUCUUCAUGUGCUUCUUUGUUGGAAACGACUUCCUGCCACAUCUGCCGUCCUUAGAAAUCAGAGAGGGAGCGAUCGAUCGACUGGUCAACAUCUACAAAGACGUUGUGCACAAAACCGGAGGUUACCUGACGGAGAACGGCUACGUGGAGCUGGAAAGAGUGGAGAUGAUCAUGCAGGCGGUGGGCGUUGCCGAGGACAACAUCUUCAAAAAACGCAAAGAAGACGAUGAAGGUUUCAAGAGAAGAAUGAAAGAGAAAAAAAAGAGGAUGAAGGCGGAGCAGCAACGCCCAGCUUACCUCACCUCGGGCCAGUUCGCCCCUCACGCUCUGGGGAGACGAGGCGGCCCCGAACCCGUCCAGAACGCUCGGCACCAGGCCUUCGACAUGAGGAUGCAACAGAACAAGGAUGCCGCUCAGUCUCUGAGAGCCACGAUGCGAAACGGAGGCAACUCAUCUGAAGGGUCCAGCGAAGGCACAGACGGCAGGGGAGUGAAGAGGAAAGCCGAGGACAGCGACGACGAGCCCGAGCCUGAAGACAACGUCAGGUUGUGGGAGGAAGGCUGGAAGCAGAGAUACUACAAGACCAAGUUUGACGUUGACGUGAGUGACGAGGAUUUCAGGCGGAAGGUGGUUCGGUCGUACGUUGAGGGUCUCUGCUGGGUGCUGCGCUACUACUACCAGGGCUGCGCUUCCUGGAAGUGGUACUUCCCGUUUCACUACGCUCCGUUCGCCUCCGACUUCAAAGACAUCAAAGGAUUGUUCACAGACUUCGAGAAGGGGACCAAACCGUUCAAGCCCUUGGAACAGCUGAUGGGAGUAUUUCCUGCUGCUAGCGGCAACUUCCUGCCCCAAACAUGGCGGAACCUCAUGAGCAGUCCGGAUUCUUCCAUCAUCGACUUCUACCCCGACGACUUUGCCAUCGAUCUCAACGGCAAGAAAUACGCCUGGCAGGGUGUUGCCUUGUUGCCGUUUGUGGAUGAACGUCGGCUGAGAGCGGCUCUGACUGAUGUUUACCCCGACCUCACACCUGAGGAAGUGAAAAGAAACAGCCUGGGAAACGACGUCAUGUUCGUGGGGAAGUCUCACCUGCUGUUCGACUUCAUCCAAGAACUCUACCGUGGCGAAACUAGCGAGGGCACAGAGAUCCCCGCUGAGCUCUGCCACGGGAUCCAAGGUAUAUUAAAUCUUGAUGACGACCCUAUUCUACCAGAUAAGCCGGUGAAGUCGCCCAUCCCGAUGCUUCGUGAUAUUGCACAGAACAAUUCCAUCGGAGUGUGGUUCAAGGAUCCUGAGUUUGCUCAAGAUUUUGUGUUCAAGGCGGUUCUUCUUGCUGGUGCCAAGAUGCCCAACAAAGUCCUGAAACCUGGAGACUGGGAGAGAGGGAACAGGGAACCAUGGAGACCUCAGCUGGGCUUCAACCCCAACAGACAGCAGGCUCACCUGGGCCAGUCCGGCUUCAGGGCUCUGGGUCACAGUAUGAACAGGAACCAACGUGGCGGAGGUCAGUACAGCAACGCUCCACCGCCAGGAAACUACAGCCAAGGAAACUACCGUCCUCAACACAGCGGUGGCCACCAGCCCUACCCCCACCCGGGGGAGUCUCUGCUGCAAAGUAACGGUUUCAUCCAGCAGCCGCAGCAGCAGCAGCAGCAGCAGCAGCAGCAGCAGCAGUACGGCCGAGGAGGAGGGGGGGGUCACGGCUGGGAUCGGGCCGCGCAGUCGCAGCAGUCGGCCUAUCAGCACAACAUGAGCCGUGGUGGACAGGGAGGGGCGGGGGGGCAGGGGGGCAGCUACCAGCAGCGCUACGACCAGCGUAGAGACGAGUGGCAGGACCGCAGGGACGACAGGGGGCAACAGCCGCAGCAGGGUUAUAACGCGGGCAGAGGAUACCCUCCUCCUCCCCCCUCCAGAAGAUACAACUACUGAACUCACCCUGUUGGACUUUAGGAG